AUUGCUCAUCUAAGCUGCCAACUAUACGAAAACACGUCCGGACACAGUCUCCGGUCGUCGUGAAUGGCCCGUGGAGUUCAACUGGUGGCGCAUAGGACCGGUCGCUUAUCUCCGAGGCGAGCGCCAGAUAGCGGCGCCCCUUCCACGGCCAUAAAUAGCCCACAGCAGCCAUUAACGGAUUCUCAGUUUAGCGGUCAGUGCAGUGGGAGUUGCAGGUGAUUCCACUCAACCGAGGAGCUACCAUCGAGGAGCCGUCAGCACCAUUCAUUGUGUAAAUACUGGAAUUAAGGAUAAGCUCAGAUCAUGUGCCUGCCAAAGCGAGUGGGUGGCCCGGCCAUCCAGAGCAUUGCCACAGCUAUAGGCAAUAUUCUCUGCUUCAACUUUGGCCUGAUGUUUGGCAUAACUCCCGCCCACAUGACACUCUAUGAGUCUGAAUCGAAAACACCUUUAAAUGUGGCCACGGAUCCGGCGGGUACAGCAUGGCUAACGGGUUACCUCUUCCUAAGCGCCGCCAUUGGAGCUCUGUGUUCGGGAGUUCUGGCCCUGCGAAUCGGCCCUAAAUCCGUGCUGCUCUGCGCUGGUCUCCUCCAAAUCACAGGCUGGUUCUGCAUCCACUUUGGCUACGACAUCAUUCAUAUCUACGCCUCCCGUCUGUUUGCGGGCGUGGCUGCGGGCGCCUCCUUUGUCGUCCUGCCCAUUUUUAUCAACGAAAUUGCGGAAACACGCGAAAAGGCCGCCCGACUGACAUUUACCAUCGAACUGUGGCGCACUCUGGGCAUUCUGGCGGGCUUUGUUCUUGGCUUUUAUGUGCCCUACGACCUGGUCAACAUUGUGGGCUGUGCGGCGUCCUUUGUCUUCACAAUGACCUUCCCCUUUGUCCAGGAGAGUCCGCAUUACUAUCUGCGAAAGAACAAUAUUCCGUGUUUGGAGAAGUCCCUGCGCUGGUAUCGCGGUAUCAGGGACAUUGACGAUCGCGAGAAACCGGAGUACCUCAGCGAACUGGCCGAAUUCAAGGCCGAGCUUCACAGCAAGGAUAAGAAUGUCGGCUCCACGCCCAUGUCGCAGAGCUAUAUAGUGAGGCUGACGUUUGUCAGCUUCCUGCUGACAGUCUGCGCCAAGUUGAGCGGUGUCUUUGUUGAGUUAAAUUACGCCUCGGAUUUCUUGGGACGCACUGGAUACUCCACGGAAACCAAUUAUGUCGUUUUGGCCAGCGCCCAAUGCUUUGGAGCCCUGUUCGCCCGCAUCCUCGGUCCCCAUUUACCGCGCAAGCUCCUCCUGUGCCUCUCCUCGCUGCUCUCUGCCGGAGCUGUUGUAAUGCUGGCAUUUUUCAAAACUUAUGGCAGCUCGUGGCUUCUGGGAAGUUGGACGGAUCGAUACCUUCCCAUUAUCCUUUUGGCUUGCCAGCUCGCCUUCGUUAGCUUUGGCCUUUAUCCAUUGGCCGCUGUGGUUAGCAGCGAAGUGUUGCCAACUAAGCUGCAUGACUUACUGUAUUCCCUGGCAUCUGCCUUCUCCUGGCUGCUGCUCUUUGGCAUGAUAGAGGCUUUCAACGCUGUAAAAGCCACUAUCGCCCCCGGAUUGGUACUGUACCUGUGGGUCUUUGCUGGCGCCUCUAUAUUCGUGGGCUUGAUUUCGCUGCCCCUUCUGCCGGAAACGCGGAACCGACGCCCUUCGGCGGUGCAACGGGAACUGGGCUACGUGGACGAUGGCGGAGUGGCCAAAGGUUCGGCGGUGACCAACGGCCACAUUGCCACGCACAUCUGAAAUGCUCGAGUACUUACAACUUGCAACGACUCCUAGUUUUACGCUUGUAAUUAGUUAAUUAGUUUUACCUCGUCCUAAGGCACUCAUUAGAUAUGCAAUAAAAAAACCUCA
Molecule: messenger RNA, 1872 nt
Organism: Drosophila kikkawai
Lineage: Eukaryota; Metazoa; Arthropoda; Insecta; Diptera; Drosophilidae
Product: facilitated trehalose transporter Tret1
Biological process (GO): transmembrane transport
Cellular component (GO): membrane
Molecular function (GO): transmembrane transporter activity
Source: RefSeq, a predicted model, not a curated record